Spodoptera litura is the source of this 2138-nucleotide messenger RNA. RefSeq names its product golgi SNAP receptor complex member Gos28 (gene Gos28). Gene Ontology annotation, cellular component: cis-Golgi network; Golgi membrane; Golgi medial cisterna. NCBI's taxonomy places the organism in Eukaryota, Metazoa, Arthropoda, Insecta, Lepidoptera, Noctuidae. Gene Ontology annotation, molecular function: SNAP receptor activity. The record is from RefSeq and is a predicted model, not a curated record. Gene Ontology annotation, biological process: inter-Golgi cisterna vesicle-mediated transport; vesicle fusion; endoplasmic reticulum to Golgi vesicle-mediated transport.
ACUAAUGUCAAUUUAAUUUGUUUCAAAUGAGUCAAAAAGUAGAUUCGUAUGAAAAUAAAUAAGCUAGCAAAAUAUAGAAGAAUUUAAGAUUUAUUUACUGAUUUCAAACAUUUAUGUACAAUGACCACUAUGUCGGGAUCUUCAUGGGAAGAGUUGCGGAAGCAGGCCCGGCUGCUUGAAAAUGAUAUAGAUGUAAAGCUGGUGGCAUUUAGCAAACUCGGCGUGAGCUCCAGUAGUUCAGGGCUGAGCUCGGAGAGUGUGCCUCUCAUAAACAGUGAUGACAUGUUUGACACAAUGUCUAUGGAGCUCCAACAACUGUUAAAUAAGUUGUCCUCUAUAAACGACAAAAUGGCAGAUUUGGCUCCAAGUGGAACAGCUACAAUGCACACUAUAAAGAGACAUAGAGAAAUAUUAAUGGAUUACCAGCAGGAGUUCUCGAAGACAUCAGCGCGAGUGAACGCGCGGCGUGAACGUGAGGAGUUGCUGCGCGGCGCUAGUCCCCCGCCCGCCGCUACCAUCGGACUCUCGCGUCGUGACCAGUACUCCAAGGAGGCCAACCAUCUACACAGUUCGCACAUACUAGUGGACGAACAAAUCAACAUCGCGAUGGAGGCGCGUGAGCACCUCGCCUCACAACGACAGACAUUCAAACGAAUGCAGACCACAUUCAAUAAUAUCACUAACAGAUUUCCAAUGCUGAACAGUUUAAUCUACAGGAUCAAUGCUCGCAAACGUCGCGACUCACUCAUCAUAGGUCUCGUUGUUGCGGUCUGCACAUUCUUGUUGUUGCUAUAUGCAUUCCACUAAGUUCUGACUGGGUUGAUAUUAGGCGUUCUUACCACAUAACAUGACAUAAAUAUUAGUAUCAUCAAAGUAUGUAAUGUUCUUAAAAUAAUUGCUAAAUGCUGUGUGUUAACAAACUUAUUCCGUUCUACCUGUAAAUUAUUUUAGAUUUUACCACGAAAUUAUAAAGUUUAAAAUUGACUGGAUUAAUGUUUAUGACAUGCUAUUUAAGUAAAGGCGCGUUAGAAAGUUUUGGAACUGAGAGCGAAAAUAGUAUUCGUAUGUUGGGAAUGUUUUAGUAUAAAAUCCUACAAUAAUUAAUUUAUAUUAUUUUUUCCAUUUAUAAUAACUAUCAUAGCGACCUCUGUAAUCGAUUUUAGGAGCACAUAAUUAAAUCUUUUUAAACUUGUGCAAUUCUACACACACUAUUACUAACAGAAAAAAAUGUCGAUGUGACCACAGAUAAAAAUGUAGACAAUGAAGGCUAGUUUGUACUGUUGUAAGCAACAACUACAUGGUAACAAGACCAUUAUCGCUCGUAGCGCCAUCUGGCAAAUACUAAACUGAUAGUUUUCAUUACUUUACUGGAAUACUUGAGUUUGUUAUUGAAAAUAGAAAAAUAUUGGUUACUGUGUAACAAACUUGAUUUAAAUUGAAAUCCUUCAUGGCUAUUAAGUUAUUUAUUAUUGUUUGUAAAGUUUUAUUAAAGUAGUUACUUAGUGAGCGUCCUUCAAGCUCAUAAAUGGCUUCUUAUAGUUAGUUAGGUAAACCUGAAUAUAAUAUAUUUUACUAAAACUGUACAAAUAGUAUAAUAACAAGAUAUACAGCGCGGACCUAUAACAUACCUUUACACAUUUUUUUCUAUUAACCUCUUUUGCACUACCCUUUAUUGUGAAAUAUUCGCAACAAUGUAUUUAUUAUCUUUACGAAGAAAUGUCCACUUUUUAAUUAAUUAUAAAACAAUUCAUAGUAAAUAAAAGAAAUAGUAAAACUAAUAUAGUAUAAUACAGAGCAGAGUUAUAAAACCUCUUCCGUUUUAAGUUGGUUACUGACCCUCUGUACAAAAUUAUCCAAUUUGGUGCAGUCGGUCUGGAGUUAUGCAUACACAUACAUUCCGGCGAUUCAUUUCUAUUUUACCUGGUCGGUAAAACCCGUGAUAUUAUGCCCUUUAUUAAUGUGGAAUAAGAAUGUUAAAACUAUCACGAAAUUAGGACUGAAAUGUUGUUGCUUUUAUUACUAUUUAAAACACAUAGUUAUAUUCAACACGUCUAUUAUUUUUGUAGGCCUACUGUUAUUAUAAAAUACUGUAAUAUAGACCAUAUGUAAAUAUUUAUCCUAUAUGUAACAAUGUAUCA